Messenger RNA from Pseudo-nitzschia multistriata, 3965 nucleotides. Lineage: Eukaryota; Bacillariophyta; Bacillariophyceae; Bacillariales; Bacillariaceae. The record is from the annotation of a GenBank genome assembly.
GCCUGUUCCUCCCGGCACUUGGUACCGCAGCGAUCGCGUGCCGGGACCCGAGCGCUCGACCGAAGGAUGCAGGAGGUGCUCGGGGCCGAUCGCUUUCCCGGGGGGGACACCGUAGAUCCCGUGAACAUCAACGGCAACGACAGUAACGACAUCAACAUCAACGACAGUAACGACAACGACGACGGACACGCCCCCCCCGCCGAGGAAGGCGCCGACUAUUUCCGGGAGGCCGAUCCGCCGCGCCCCUUCCCGGAAUCCGGAUCGGCUGGGGCGGCAACAAGGGAAUCGCAACCUUCCACGGCCGUCUCGUACCCGAACCUUCUGUCCCCCUUUUCCGGGAGCGUCGGGGUCGGGGUCUUUCGGAUCUCCCGGUGGUACUGCCUGCUUUCGGUCCUGUCGGCGUUCCUCGCCGUGGUGGCGGCGCCGUCUCCGAUCGAUCGCCUCGGGCACCUUGUGGCGUCGGGCGCACACCGAGCCCGGGCCGCGGAAGACCGCAACAACAACCACAACAGCAACAACCACAACCACAACAGCAACCACAACUACCACCUCCAGGUCCCGUCCACCCAGGCCUCGGUGGGGACAGCGAUCGGUGUCGACGAGCUCGUGGCCCGCGCCGCGUUUCUGGGCAUUGCUGCCUCGCGGCACACCGACCAACGGCAGGGGUCGUUGUCGCCGCCGCAUCCCGGCGGUGCGGAUGCCGAGGGAGGCCGGGAACCCCGGAAAGGCCGCCGCCGCCGGCCCGCCACCGAGCGACACGGAAGCGACCCCGAAGCCCGCAAGCGGGGCGGCGACGCGGGAUGCAUGUCCCGGUCCGAAGCCAAAGCCCGAGACCAAGACGAACCGGGCACCGUGGAGAGAACCGACACGAACGAGAACGAGAACGAGAACAAGAACGAGAACACGUACAAGAACAAGUACAAGUACAAGAACAGCCACACCAAAAACGAUAUUCGACGGCUGCCGCUGUCUUGGCUAAAGUACUGGGCCGAACAGACUGCCGAGCACGCCGGUGAGAUCGAGAGCGCUCGCAACCAAAAACAGAAUCCAAAGAUCCCUGCCGAGCGCAGUGUCUGGUGGAGGGGGCCGUUCCAAAAGAGCAAGAAUGCUAGAGACGACAAGGCCGCGGGAAACAACGAUGCUGCAAUCGAUGGUUCUUGCAGCAGCGAUGGCAAUGGCAAUGGCAAUGGCAAUGGCAAUAGCAAUGGCAAUGGAAAGGGUUCCUCCUCCUCUUCCACUGCCCCGCAGGACGACAAGGUCGGAAGCAAAGCCAGCAGGGAAUGGCAAUGGAUCGAUCCCAUCUUUUGGACGCACGACUCCCUUCCGGGCUUGGUGACGAGCAUCAUCGACAAAAUACUAAAGUCUACCCCUCGAUUGUGCGUCGUCACCAACUUCAUGCUGACCAUGACCUACCUGCUCCACUCGGCCGUGGCCGCCUGGUUUCUCUCGCACUCGGCCUUCCCGGGCGGCAUCGGCCAAAGCGGAACCGCGCAACGGCAGCAGGGAUCACCGCCCGACGAAAACCCCCCGGUCCUGGUCACGGACUGGUCCUUUGCAAACUCCUCGGCUGCCACCGGGGCAAGAGAGCGGAUGGGGGGCUUUCUGGUCUUCAAGCUCCUCCUGAUAUCCGCCGUGGUGGCCCCCGACACGCUCGACCUGCUCAUCCUACUCACCUGGUUCACCCUCCUGGGCUGCCUCCGGAGCCUGGACCACCUCGCCCAUUCCACCAACACACACCUGGUCGGGAGGGGCUUGCCCCCGGACAAGGGCGUCGUCCGCCUGCUCGCCUGGGUCCUGGCCUGCGACGCCCUGGCGGCCGGAUCGUGCGUUGCCCUCUUCCACACGGCGGGGCCUGGAAUGGUCCUCCUGCUCACCUGCGACUGCGCCCUCCUGGGGGCCGACGCGGCGGGCCACGUCCUAGGCUACUACAAGAGCCUCCUGGAUCACAAGCACGGCGAGGCCGUCCGGGGGCUGGAGGAACGCCAGCUGGCGCUCCACCAAACCCCCGACAACCACCACAACGACAACGACAGCAACCACAACGACAGCAACAACAACAACAACAACAACAACAACAACGGGAACGAAAGCUCCGCCGGCGAACAAGAGAGGGAUGCGCAGGAAGAGCCUUCGAGGCGGCUCGAAGUGCGACAGGCAUCCGAACGCCUGGACCGCGAAAUGGAACGCCUGGAGGUCGCCCACAACCGGCGAGUGGCGAUUCUGGACCGGGGGGUCUUUGCGCUGGAGAUGGCCUGCCACGUCCUCACCGUGGCCCAUUUCUGCCACAUCUGGAGCCUCAACGGCGUCCAGUUUACCCUCAUCGACGGCGUCCUCGCCCUCCACCUGCACUCGGCCAUCUCGUCGGCCUGCACCAAGCUGGCCCGCCGUCGGAACGUCCACAACAUCGCCCGGGACCUCCAGGGGAGGUUUCCGAACGCCACCGACGAGGAGCUGGACAAGGCAUCGGCGGCCGGCGACGUCUGCUGCAUCUGCCUCGGAUCGAUGACGACCGGGGGGAGCGUGAAGAAGCUCCGCUGCGGCCACCUCUACCACACGCACUGCCUCAGGGAGGUCAUCGAGCGCGCACAGAACCUGCGGUCGGCCCGGUGCCCCCUCUGCCGGGAGCCCCUGCUGGACCGGCCCCAGCCUCCGCAGGGGGAUCCCCCGCCGGCCGACGCCGAGACGGACAACGCCAGAGCCACGGUCACGGCCAAUCCCGAACCCCCCAGGGCCGGGGGUGCCGACCCGGCAAGGAGGCCCGCCGCCGAGGCGGGAGGAGGGGGCGGGGACCCGGCCCGGGGGGAAGGCGAGCGGGCCUUGUUUCGGUUCUCGACCGAGGGCAUCCUGCCGGUGUGGGUCCCCGUCCCCGCCUUUUCCUUCGAGGUGGUCCGGCGGCCCCCGAACGGGACCCAGGGAGCGGGGCCGCUUCGGAACGAACCCGCGGCAGCGGAGCCGCGCCCGCAAGCCCCCGGAACGGGGGCCGGCGAUCUUGCGAACGCACUCGGGCGGCGGCAGCAACACGAACACGAACCGUCGUUUCUCCAGCGCGUCCUGGCGCUGGCGGGGCUCGUGCCAAUGUCGCCGGAGGAGGAAGCCCGGGCGCUCGAGCAACUGGUAGACAUGUUCCCACAAUACGAUCGCCAAGACUUGCUCGGGGAGCUGAGGGACAGAGGGUCCAUCGAAGCCGUAACCGAAUCGAUCCUGAUGGGGAUCUUUCGGGGGGUUCCGCGGAGCUAGAAACUCGUCUUGGCAACCGUGCUCCGAUUGCACCAUCGCGGUCGCGUGCGAAAACAAAACGACACGAAACGAUUCAAAUUCUAGCAUUUCUACAAGCACAGAGCGUUCCAUUGCCUCCAACCAGUUGUUUGAUUUUCCAACCAAAGCUGAAAUCCGAUCGAUGUCGAAAGUGCAAAGACAAAUCUACUCUACGGUACGGGAUUUGGAGUGUCCGGCAUAUGUUCUGAGUGUCAGACUCUGCACCAAACUCACUUCUAAACCUGUAGGAUUUUAGCGAUAGAUUUUCACUACCACCUCCGAGUUGAAGGAUCCUUCUUAGGUACCAUUUUAUUCUGUCACAAGUGUGUUCGACUGUGGUGAAUUCUUACAGAGAAAGCUGCUACGAAUUAUUUUUCUUUUUUCUCUCGAGACGUGCAAAAUGGACGAAAUAAUAAUAUUCCAUCGGGGGUAAGUCUGGUUCGCCUUCCCCUAGUACAGAAUGGACUUCGCCCCCUCUGAACUAGGAUCAUUGUCAGAGCGACCCAUACAGUAAUUGCAAUUUUUGGAAGUAGUAAAAGUACUAGAAAUAGAUACUUUUUUCCCGGAAUCAGAUGUUGGUCUUACAAGCAAUAGUAAAAGAUUGGUGAUACGGUACGGAACGAGGUCGCACGAUCAAGAGAUGGUUGUACAUGGAGCAGUGGCGGAAUGCGUUUCAGGAAGUACUAUACUCGUUACUUGGCUAAUUGUGU